Cylindrotheca closterium is the source of this 6918-nucleotide messenger RNA. The record is from the annotation of a GenBank genome assembly. NCBI's taxonomy places the organism in Eukaryota, Bacillariophyta, Bacillariophyceae, Bacillariales, Bacillariaceae.
AUGGUCAAGUUUCUACGUCGCAAAGACGACCGAGGCUUGGAUGAGACUCCUUUGGAAGAUCUACACAACUUGUAUGAAAAGUACAAAAGCCAAUAUCAUGGUACCAAAGAGAAGCUGGAUAAAACAGCUCAGGCUUUGCGCAAAUCUCAACAACAAGAAGCUGAAUUGCAAAAGACAAUCAAGGAUCAGAAAUCAUCUGUCAAGGAGAAUCAAAAGGAGAAAGAUAUUGCUGUUAAAAACUUGACCAAGGCCAACUCAGAUUGGGAUUCGAAAAUGAAAAAGGCCAAUACUAACUGGAAUAAUCAGAGAUCCGCAUUGCAAAGUGAAAUUGAAAAGUUGACUUCAAAAUUGAACGAAAAGACAACGUUACUUGAGGAUGCUUUGAAACGCGAAGAAGAUCUGAAGCAAGUGGUAUCCAAAAAUGAAGAUUUGAUCAAGAAACAGAGCUUCCAGUUGAAGGAAAACGUCGUAACUAUCCGAUCGACUCAAGAACGAGAACGCAAAUUGGCAGAAGGAGUCGUUGGAUGGAUGAACAAGACCAAAGACGCGAAUGUCAAAUUGGAGACACUGGAAGAGAAUCUAGAAGUGCAAGCCGAAGAUCUGGAACGUCUCAUUGAAUCUGAGACGGUACUGAAGUCAACACUUUCUACAACUCAAGGCGCCUUGAACGAGACUACCACAUUGUUGGAUCAAACCAAACAAGAGCUCGCGCAAACACAAUCAAAUCUAGCAAAAGCACAAGAGGAACAAGGGCCACUGCGAAAAGCAUUGGGAAACAAAACCAAGGAAGCUGCUGGUACAGCUAGUGCACUUGAAAGGAGGUCGGCAGAUCUGGAAGCCACCACUUCGUCACUGAAGGAAACCAAGUUGGCCCUUCAAACGAUUCAAAAAACGCUUGCAGGACUACAGAAUAAAAAUGAAGAGUUGCGAGCUGCUCUGGACGACAAGAUGGAGGAAGCCAAUAAUACUACCAAAGCACUUGAAGCCAAAUCUGCCGAGUAUGAAUCUGUACACCGUGAAAUCAAUGAAUGGAAUCAAAAGGAAGUCAGUUGGAUGGACCGAAUAGCAGUCGCUGACGAUAGUUUGCGACACCUGACUAUGGAGCUUUGGCGUGUGAAGGAUGAGGUGUUCGAUACUCUAGAGCAGCGACAGACGGAGGAAGAAGAAUUCUGUUCUGCUCUUCACGAAAAGGAAGGCGAAAUACAUGCCAUGAACAAAACAUUGGCACAUCAGAGUGAAUCAUCUCAGCAUGAAGUCGAUUCUUUGAAGAAGAAGGAAACCAAAUUGAUCAUCCAAUUGAAGCAAGCGGUAGAAAGAGAACAUCAUCUGACCAUGGAACUAUUCCGAACAAAGCAAGAUUUGUUGGACGAUCUGGAAGGAUGUCAGGUUUUGGAUGAGGAUCUUGCUGAGACGGCAUUUGCAGUCGCGUCACUGCAGGCAAAUCUGAAGAAGGAACAAGAAGAACGCUUCUUGGAAAUGGAACGAACCUCAAUGCUGGAAGCCAACCUAGUCGAGUCGAAGAAACAGUGGCUGGAUGAUUUGGAAGAACAUGCCAUGUUGGAUGAAGAUCAUUCAGUUGCCCUACAACGAGUCUCCCUUCUUCAAUCCGGUCUUAUCGAGUCACAACAGCACUGGCUUGAUGAUUUGGAACGAGACGCCCUACUGGAGGAGGACUAUGCUGAUGCUCGUCAAAAUUGGCAAAAUGCCAAAGAUCAAGCAGCGGCACUGAAAGCAUCACUUGUUCAACUCGAAGAACAGCGUCGCUCCGACAUCGAUCUUGCAGAGUUUGAAAACGAUGAAAUUAAGACUCAAUUGCAAGAGUCCGAGAUUGAAAUCACUAAUCUUAAGUCCACCGUGGAUUCUUUGGUACACAAUUUGCAUGAGAUCAAGAACCAGCACGAAGCAGAGUUGACAGAAGUCCAAUGGAAGCUACAGUCUACCAUGAAAGAAGCCGAUGAACAUUGCAGUACUGUCAUCGCCUUCACCGCCGAAAAGGAGUCACUACAGGAGGAAUUGGAAUCCACGAGGGCCGAGCUUGCGAAGUCAAACGACCAAAUCACCCUGUCUAAUAGAGAACUCAAAAAGAGACAGGAAGAUCUUGCUGCAGCUCGACAAGAGUGCGAGUCCAACAAAUUCAACUUUGCACAAGAGGCGUCAAAACAUCUGUUGGCGAUAGCAGCAAUCGAGAAACUUCAAUCAGAGCUACAAGAAGCCAAGUCUUCCAGUGAAGAGGCACAGCAGAGGAUGAUUUCUGUUGAGCAAGAGAAGUCUGAGGCAGAUAAGCUGAGAAUCAAUGAGAUGACGUCAAGAAACGGAGAACUGCAGGCCAAUGUUGCCGUACUGGAGCAACAGCUUGCAGCAGCCAGGGAAGAAGCUGCUACCGGUAGCUCAAGAAUUCAAGACUUAACGUCAAAGAACGAAGUAUUCGAAGCAAGAGUUGCUCGACUGGAGAGUCAGCUGACAUUGGCGAAGCAGGAAGUUGAGGCAAGAGAAGCACGAAACAGCGAACUGAUGUCAAAGACAGGAAAUGCCGACACUGAGAUUGUCAGGUUGGCAACCGAACUUGCUGAGACGAAGGAACACGCUGCAGCAACCCAGGAACUAGUUGACAGGCUAACAUCCGAAUCUAAAGCUUCCAGCACAAGCAUUGCUGUUCUGGAUGCUGAUCUUGCUACAGCAAGGGAAGAGAUCGAAUCAAGCAAAGCAAGAAUCGAGCACCUGGAAGCAAAGAAGGAACGCUUGGAAGGAAACGUUGUCAUGCUAGAGAAAGAGCUUGCUGAUGUAAAGGAAGGUGCUGAAUCAAGCAAGGCCACAGUCGUUGCGCUGACUUCAGCUGGCGAUGAAUCAGCUGAUUCUAUCAAGCGCCUUGAGAAUGAGCUCACUGAAUCAAGACAUUUGGCACAGCAGUCUGAGUCGGAGCUGAGUACAGCAAAACAAGAGCUUGCCACAAAGGCUGCACAAAUAGACAAGUUGGAGUCUGAGAAAGAAGGAUUGGAAGAAAGUGUCACCAAGUUAGAGAAAGAUCUUGCCAACGCAAAGGAAGAUGUUGAAUCAAGCAAGACGACAGUCGUUGCGCUGACUUCAGCUAGCGGUGAAUCAGCCGAUUCUAUCAAGCGCCUUGAGAAUGAACUCACAGAGGCGCGGGUGUCGGCACAGCAGUCUGAGUCGGAGCUGAGUACAGCAAAACAAGAGCUUGCCACAAAGGCUGCACAAAUAGACAAGUUGGAGUCUGAGAAAGAAGGAUUGGAAGAAAGUGUUACCAAGCUAGAGAAAGAUCUUGACGACGCAAAGGAAGAUGUUGAAUCAAGCAAGGCCACAGUCGUUGCGCUGACUUCAGCUGGCGAUGAAUCAGCUGAUUCUAUCAAGCGCCUUGAGAAUGAGCUCACUGAAUCAAGACAGUUGGCACAGCAGUCUGAGUCGGAGCUGAGUACAGCAAAACAAGAGCUUGCCACAAAGGCUGCACAAAUAGACAAGUUGGAGUCCGAGAAAGAAGGAUUGGAAGAAAGUGUCACCAAGUUAGAGAAAGAUCUUGCCAACGCAAAGGAAGAUGUUGAAUCAAGCAAGACGACAGUCGUUGCGCUGACUUCAGCUAGCGGUGAAUCAGCCGAUUCUAUCAAGCGCCUUGAGAAUGAACUCACAGAGGCGCGGGUGUCGGCACAGCAGUCUGAGUCGGAGCUGAGUACAGCAAAACAAGAGCUUGCCACAAAGGCUGCACAAAUAGACAAGUUGGAGUCUGAGAAAGAAGGAUUGGAAGAAAGUGUUACCAAGCUAGAGAAAGAUCUUGGCGACGCAAAAGAAGAUGCAGAAUCAAGCAAGGCCACAGUCGUUGCGCUGACUUCCGCUAGCGAUAAUCAGCUCACUGAAUCAAGACAGUUGGCACAGCAGUCUGAGUCGGAGCUGAGUACCGCGAAACAAGAACUUGCCGCAAAGGCCGCACGGAUCGAAGAGUUGCAAUCUGAGAAAAAAAGCUUGCAAGGAAAUGUUCGUAAGCUAGAGAAUGAUCUUGUCGAGGCAAAAGAUAAUGCGGACACAGGGGUUCUGUCAAGAGAGUUGCCACAUCAGUCGGACUCGGAGGCGAUUGCAAUGAAAGAAGAGCGUGCCUCAAAUAUCGCAAGAUUAGAAGAAUUGGAAUCUGAGAAAGAAAGCCUGGAAGAAGACGUUGCAAAGCUGGAGAAGGAACUUGCUGAGGCAAAAGAGGAGGCGGCAACAAGCAAUACUGCAAACAUUGCGCUGAAGUCUAGAAGCGAUGAAUUAGCUGGCGCUGUCAAGCAACUUGAGAGUGAGCUCACAGAGACACGGAGACUGGCUCAGCUGUCCGAUUCGGAGCUGAUGGCGGCGAAAGACGAGCUUGCCACAAGCAUCGCAAGAAUGGAAGAGUUGAAAUCUGAAAAAGAAGAGGCUCUUGCAAGCCUCGAAAGUGCACAGAAUGAUCUAUCUGAUUCGACAAAGACAGUGUCAGAUACGCAGGAGGAGCUGUCGGCUGUUAGGAAUGAAAACGAAACAAACAAAUCAAGAGUCAGUGAGUUAACAGAGAAGAAGGAAGAAGCUGAAGCAAAUAUUGCUCGACUGGAACAAGAUGUUCGUGAAGCAAGAGAAGAAAGUGAGAAAACGAAGACAGCAUUAGUCACGUUGACUUCAAAGAGCGACAAUUCCUCCCAGGUAGUUAUGCGUCUUCAGAAUGAGCUGACUGAAUCGCAACAAAAGGUAGGACAGCUUGAAGUCGAACUAACAACCUGCAAAGAAGAAGCCGAGACAAGCAAGGCAUCAGCAGAAGAGUUGACUAUACAACAAAAAGAGGCUGAAGUUAAUGUUGCUCUCCUGGAGUCUAAGCUCACAGAAUCGCAAAUGGCCCUGGAUGAAACCCAAGCGGAGCUGGCGGCGGCAAAGGAGGAACGUGAAACACGAAUGGUCGAACUAGCAGCCUCCAAUGAGGAGUCGGAGGCCAACUUUGCCAGGCUGGAGCAAGAGCUACAUGUAUCCAAAGAGGAGAGCGCAACAAACAAGGCAGCAGUUGCUACUUUGACUGUAAAGGGUGAGGAAAUGGGCGAAAGAGUAUCGCAACUAGAGAAUGAGCUAACCGAGUCGAGAACAACAGCCAACAGUUACCAGAAGGAACUAGCUUCAGCGAUGGCAGCCGAAGAGACAAGCAAAACGAAGAUUGAGGAGUUGACGGCCAAGAAUGAAGAGUUUGAAGUGACAAUCGCGGAGCUUCAGAGUGAACUUGACGAAUCGAAAGAGCUCGCAGACAGGCAGCAGACCGAUCUCAGCAACAUGCAAGAUGUAGCAAAAGUAAGCGAGGCAACGAUCAGAGAUUUGAAGUCCGAGAACAUCAAUGCCAGUGAAAAGACUGCUCAGUUGGAGAACGAGUUGGCAGAUUCCGCGCGUACAAUUGAACAGUUGAACGAAGAGCUAGCUGCUGCAAAGCAGAUAGAGGAGACGAGUAGGACGACCAUUGUUGCACUAGCUUCAAAAAGUGAUGAAACCAAUGAAUCUGUUUCUCGGCUUGAAAAAGAGCUGAUGGAAUCAAAAGAGUCGAAUGAACAGAUUCAAUUUGAGCUCGUCAAGGCAAAGGAGGAAUUGGAAGUCAAUGCUGCCACGAUCGAAGAAUUGAAAUCGAAGAAGGACGAGUCUGACGAAACUACAACUCGUUUGGAGAACGAAGUAUUAGAGUCUCGCCAGUCAAACGACGCAUUGAACGGAGAACUGAUCACAGCAAAGGCAGAAACGGAAGCUGCCAAGGCGACUAUUGAUGAGCUUACAUUGAAGAUGGAGGAUGCCAACGCAAAGGCUUCCAAGUUGGAGGCCGAUCUAGCAGAAGCCAGCACUACCAUUGAGAAAAUUCAAGAAGAACUCACUGCGGCUCAGAGUGAAUGCGAGACUUGCAAGAAGACCAUUGUUCGAUUGCUUUCGCAAACGGAAGAAUCCAGUGGAGCCAUUUCACGCUUGGAGUUGGAUUUGGCCGAAUCAAAGAGUUUUGCUGAGCAGUCCAAGAUUGAGCUUGAUAGAGCCACAAAAGAGCGAGAGGAACGGCAGGCAGCAAUUGACGACCUGACGAAGAAGCACGAAUCAUCCUUGGAACGAGUUGCCACAUUGGAGAGUGAAAUGGAAGAAGCUUUAUUGGCUGUGGCCCAACGCCAAGGACAAUUGACCAAUGCGGAGAAUGAUCUGGAAGAAACCAAACAUGAGCUAUCCAAGAUUCAAGAACAAGAGAGUUCCCAUUCGUCGAAACUCAAGAAUGAAGCCGAAUACUUGCAAUCCAAGAUUGCCGAGAUGGAGUCGCAUCUCCAGACGGAAGCCGAGUCCUUGCAAUCCAAGAUUCAAGAGUUGGAAGCUGCUGUUGCCGAAAGCAAGGAACAAAAGUCGUCCCUUGAGAAAUCACAAGAGGAGACACAACAGGAUCUUCUGUCCUCCAAACAAGACAUUGAGAGUCUACAGGACCAAGUUCAAGAACUCAAAGAAGCUUUACAAGUCUCCAAGGAAGACACUGCUGCGGCCCAAUCCGAGUUGCAAAAGACGCGAGAUGAAUUGAAAUCGUUGCAAAAGGACUUUGAAAGCACCCAAGAACGAGCCCUAAAUGCGGAAUCCAACCGAUCCAUGGCCGAAUCCCAACUGGACGAACUCCAAAAGACACAUGAAGAAGCUAUCGUGUCACUCAAAGAAUCCAGAGACGAGACGUAUUCCCAAUUGAAUAUGCGAGUGGCCGAUUUGGAAUCUGAUUUGUCUCAAGCCAAGUUCCAAUUGGAAUUGGCCGAAACCAUGGCGGAAGAAUCGUCCAAGGAAGCCGCCUUUCAUCGCAAGACCUUGACAGAAAUGGGGGUGGAACUCAAGAAUUACAAGGAUCAAACCUUGCAAUCGGAAAACUCGCUCAAGGAAGAAACGGACAAGUUGAAGGAAGAAUUCGAUUGGUAUGAUACAUGA